AUGCAGUUCAGUCAUGCCGCUCCAUUUAUCGAAAAAAAGAUUCAAAAAAUGGGCACCGCUCGAUUAUUUGAAAUCGCUCCUAUUCGCCGAGCCAACCGCACAACGAGACGCGCAGCCCCCGACGGCAUCGCCUCGUAUCACGUCAUGAACUCCCCGCAGCGUCACCUCAGGCGCGCCCGCGAGGCCGAGGAGCAGGCCGCCACCGACCUGAAGAGGCUCAAGACCUCCUUCCUCGAGAAGGUCAUCCCGAAGACGAUCGUCCGCGAGCAGUGCAACCCGACGUCCAAGUUGGAGCGCUCCGUCCGAGCGCUCGUGUUCAACCACCUGCCGGGCAACUGCGGCAACCUCUUCGCCACCAUCGGCGGCGACUUCGCCACCGUGUACGACGACGAGCACUUCGGCGACCACGUCGCGGUGGUGUGCCAGUUCAAGAACGAGGCCACGGACCACACCAAGGGCGGGGAUCUGACCGCCGUGUGCUGGGUCGAUCCCUCCGGGUACACCGCCCACGAGCUCGGCGACGCCACCCUCGCGGUGGCCGGAGGUGACGACAACGCCGUGCAGGUCAUCAGCGUCGCGGACGGGCGCGUCGUCUCCCUCAUGAAGGGCCACACCUGCUCGAUCCUCGCCGUCGCCGCGGGAAGCUCCGAGGGCGGACACCCCGAGAGGCUCGUGUCUCUGGACGCGGCCGGAAACGCCGUCGUGUGGAACUGGCGGACGCAGGCCAAGCUCGGGGCGUUCCAAGUCGGCGAUGCCAUCUCACUGGCCGUCAACCCCGACGGGAGCGGCGUGUACACCGGACACAAGGGCGGUUUCGUCAAGGCGUGGACCCUCCCGGAGAAUUUGGACAAAAAGACCCCGGAGAAGGGUAUCGCGCUGGGCGUGGUCUGCCACGGCAAUAACCCCGUGGACUGCCUCAAGGUUGCCGCCGGUAAGCUCUUCUCCAAGUCCGUCGACGGCACGAUCGGCGUGCUCGACCUCGGGAGCGGCAAGACGGCCACGACGUGGAAGGUUGAGGACUGCGUCAAGCCGAGCGCCAAAGACUUGCUGGACGGGUUGACCGGCUUUGGCGUCGACCCCGUCGGUGAGUUUCUCGCGGUUGGGAACGGCGAGGGCGAGGUUGCCACCUACGACGUCGCCACGGGCCAGGUGAUCAAGAUCGUGGAGGCGGACAGGGACUUCAAGCACCUGAACCUGGUGCGCGCCGCGGGGGUGAGCAGGGAUUGCAGGCACGUGCACGCCGCCUUUGGGCCCGGGAUCGUGUGGAGAUUCGAGGUUGUGCCCGAGCUCGACGACGAAGACGACGGCACCGAGGGACCGGGCACGCCCCCGGAGGAGGACAACUGA
Micromonas commoda is the source of this 1347-nucleotide messenger RNA. RefSeq lists its product as hypothetical. The transcript has a single exon. Bases 1 to 1347 code for a protein of 448 amino acids. The record is from RefSeq and is a predicted model, not a curated record. Gene Ontology annotation, biological process: negative regulation of transcription by RNA polymerase II. Gene Ontology annotation, cellular component: ESC/E(Z) complex. Gene Ontology annotation, molecular function: protein binding; nucleosome binding. NCBI's taxonomy places the organism in Eukaryota, Viridiplantae, Chlorophyta, Mamiellophyceae, Mamiellales, Mamiellaceae.